Eriocheir sinensis (Chinese mitten crab) is the source of this 3316-nucleotide messenger RNA. It is a transcript of the gene Faf2, whose product is annotated as FAS-associated factor 2-like. Gene Ontology annotation, cellular component: endoplasmic reticulum. Gene Ontology annotation, molecular function: ubiquitin binding. The coding region runs from base 37 to 1593 and encodes 518 amino acids. The record is from RefSeq and is a predicted model, not a curated record. Lineage: Eukaryota; Metazoa; Arthropoda; Malacostraca; Decapoda; Varunidae. The transcript has 9 exons.
CACCACCACCGCCGCCGCCGCCCAGUGACAACAAACAUGGCUGACCGCGUAGUGUCACAGGAGCUCACCGAGAAAAUCGUCCAGUUCCAGGAGGUGACAGGGACGGAGGACAUGGAGGAGGCGUGGUCACAGCUUGAGGGCCACGGCUGGGACCUGGUGGCAGCUGUGCAGAACCACCUCGCCAUCAAGGAGUCCCAUGGCGGCGGUGGUGGUAGUGGUGGAGGCUUUGCCCACAACACCGCCUCAACCUCCAGCCAGAACGGCACAAACACAGACGAAAGAGGCGACAGUGGCGGCGGCGGCGGGAAUUCAACGCCACCACCACCACUAGCACCAGCAGCAGCAGAGGGGGUGGCGGGCCCAUCCUCGUCACCUUCACCAUCAUCGCCAUCACCACCACCACCAACACCCCCGACCGGCAGUGGUGCGGGGCGACAGGCGACACCCCAGAGUAGCAGAAGCACCGGCAUCAGCACCGUCGUUGGCUACCACCAUGGCUUCCGGGGUCGCAGGGGGUUCUUCCCGUGGGGGCUGCUGGGCUGGGGGUAUUACCUAGUCACCUUGCCCCUGCGCCUCACUCUAGCCUCCCUGUCAUCCUUCGUCCUCUUCCUCUAUCGCAUCGUCUACCCGUCCCCUCGAAGAUUAACAGACCCGCUGGAUGAUGUUCUGCGGUUCAUCCGUGAAUACGAGGCGGAGUAUGGCCAGCAGCACCCAGCGUUCUUCCAGGGGUCCUACUCCCAGGCCCUGAGCCAUGCCAAGAGUGAGCUCAAGUUCCUCUUAGUCUACCUGCAUUGCGCCGACCACCAGGACACCCCGCUCUUCUGCAGAACCAUCCUAUCAGACCCCACACUCGUCGAAUACAUCAACACCUCCAUGGUCUUCUGGGGCUGCUCCGUCACCUCCGCUGAGGGCUACCGCGUCUCCCAGGCCCUGCGGGAGAACUCGUAUCCCUUCCUGGCCCUUGUGGUGCUGAGAGACAACCGCAUGACCGUGGUGGGCCGCCUGGAGGAGCUGAUCCCCGCCCCGCAGCUCACCACUCGCCUCCAGGCACUUGUGAGAGAGAACGAGGCACAUUUGGUGGUGGCGCGCGCUGAGAGGCAAGAGAGGGAGCUGACAGCUGCUCUCAGAUUACAACAGGACGAGGACUACCAGAUGAGCCUGCGGGCGGACCAGGAGAAGGAGCGGAAGAAGCAGGCGGAGCGGGAGGAGGCCCAGCGGAAGGAGAGGGAGGAGAAGGAGAAACAGGAGGACCAGCAGAGGGAGAAGGACAACAUCAGGAGGCAGAAGAUGGAGUGGGUGGACAGAGUGCCUCAGGAGCCAGAGGAAGGGACGGAGGGUGUAGUGCACAUUGUGGUGAAGCUGCCGCAGGGGACCAGGCUGGAGAGGCGGUUCAUGAAGACAGACAGCCUAGCCUGCCUCUACUACUACAUCUUCUGCCACCCGGACUCCCCUGACAGGUUCCAGGUGACCACCAACUUCCCCCGCCAAGUGGUGCCCUGCGAGCCCACCACUGCCACGCCCGUCCCGCCCACCUUCCAGGAGUUCCGUCUCCCGCCCAGAAGCAUGUUGUUUGUGUCUGACCUCGACGCGUGAAGAGAGAGGGACAGAGUGCGAGUAGUGGAUGUGGGUUGACAGAUUCUUAGUGAUUCUUAGAGACCGAGAGAGGAUGUGGGUGGGUGUAUGGAGGACUGAGAGAGUGAAGAGAUGGGGAGUGGGUGUGCUUUUGAAGAUACCUGGAGACAAAGACAGCUGGGGGACAGACAAAUGAGAAGUAGGUGCAGGGUUAAAGAGUAUGGAGGACUGAGAGAGUGAAGAGAUGGGAAAUGGGUGUGCUUUUGAAGAUACCUGGAGACAAAGACAGCUGGGGGACAGACAAAUGAGAAGUAGGUGCAGGCUUAAAAAUACUUUGAGGAGAGGAAAGGUGUGGGUGGAUGCAUGGCAGGUUGAGAGAUGAGAGAUGGAGGUUUCAAAGAGAGAGGCUAAUGGAGAAAAGUCGUGGGUGUUUGUGGGUAUAGAGACAGACAGACAGAGAAAGUGUGUGUGUUUGUUUUGGUGUUGGGAAGUGGACGAGUUGAUACAGAUAGAGACUGAGGGAUAGUGUGUCAGUGAAAGAGAGAGAAAAUAGAAUGAGAGUAAGAGACUUAGAGUUGAGAUAAGAGAGAUAGAGAAGACGAGAGGUGGUUUGUGUGUAUGUGUGAGUGAAAUUGAUAGAGGGAAAUAAAAAAAGAAGGAUAAGAAGGGAUAGGAUAGAAGAAGUGAGAGAGAGAGAAAGAGAUUGUUACACUGGUGGCAGCAGUGGGAUACAGAGAGAGAGAGAGAGAGAGAGAGAGAGAGAGAGAGAGAGAGCGCAUGAGGAUGGCUGAGAGAAAGGAAAAGAGGGUUGAGGGUAGCAAUGAAAGAGUUGUUUGUAUCUGUUGUUGGUUGUUAGUUUUAUUUGCACAUAAUUUGACCAUUUUUAUUAAGUUUGUGCAUGGGGGUAUACUAGAGAGAGAGAGAGAGAGAGAGAGAGAGAGAGAGAGUGUGUGUGUGUGUGUGUGAUGAAAAGUGACCCAUUUUUCACUUGAGUUUCUAUACAUAGACAAAAGUAAAAAAAAAAAAAAAAAAAGUUGUGUUUUAUAAUGAAUCCGUUUUCUUCGACUUCCUGACUUUUUUACUUUUAUGCAUGACAGAACACGAAAAAAAAGUAAAUAAAAAAGAUAAAAAAAAAUGAUGAUGGAUAAGAAGGGAAAAUCAAUGUGUUAAUGAUAAUAAAAGACUGAAAAAAAAGGUGAAACGGAGAGAGGAAAUAGAAAGGAAAAUGAGGAUGAUGGUAGAUGGAAAGAAUAAGGAGCAGAAAAAAAGAGAAGGAAGAGGGAAAAAAAUAAUGAGGGAGAGGAGGAAAACGAAGAUGAGGAAGUAAUGGAAAAAAGGACGAGGAGAGAAAAAAUGAGAAGAAAGGAAGAAAAGUGAUGAGGUAGUGAAAGGAGGAGAGAAAAUAAUGAAAAAAAGAAAAAAACAGGAAACAAAAGGAAAAUGAGAAUGAUGGAUGAAAAGAGAAGAAAAGUAACGAUGAUGGAAAAAAAAAACAGAGGAAACAAAAGGAAAAUGAGAAUGAUGGAUGAAAAGAGAAGAAAAGUAACGAUGAUGGAAAAAGAAAAACGGGGAAACAAAUGAAAAAUGAGAAUGAUGGAUGAAAAGAGAAGAAAAGUAACGAUGAUGGAAAAAGAAAAACGGGGAAACAAAUGAAAAAUGAGAAUGAUGGAUGAAAAGAGAAGAAAAGUAACGAUGAUGGAAAAAGAAAAACGGGGAAACAAAUGAAAAAUGAGAAUGAUGGAUG